This is a messenger RNA of Sinocyclocheilus rhinocerous, 1795 nucleotides long. RefSeq names its product CXXC-type zinc finger protein 4. The record is from RefSeq and is a predicted model, not a curated record. The coding region runs from base 102 to 1118 and encodes 338 amino acids. NCBI's taxonomy places the organism in Eukaryota, Metazoa, Chordata, Actinopteri, Cypriniformes, Cyprinidae. Gene Ontology annotation, cellular component: nucleus. Gene Ontology annotation, molecular function: methyl-CpG binding; zinc ion binding. The transcript has 3 exons.
GUUGUAGUUGUAGGAUCUCGGUUCACCUCCACCUCCUCUCUUUCCUCCACAGGACCACUGCCGUGGAUGGUUGGGCGUUAGUGCGUGUUUGUUUUGCUCUGAUGGCGAACAUGAGGAGUAGUGUGUGCAUGGAAACCCCACACGCUCAUGGCCACGCCCACGGCCACACCCACAACUACAACCCCACCCCUGGGCGGGACUUUCCUCUACAGAUCGACUCGUGCGUGAACCCCGUGUUGGACUACAGCACGCAGAUGGAGCGCUACCGCUCUUUUGCCACCUUCUAUAAGAACAGCACGGCCGCCGCGGCCCCAUUUCCCCAGACCGCCAAAAUCGCGCGAAUUGCCACGCCCCUUUUCCCCUCGGCCCGCCUAUCGGCGAUGCCGCCCUGGCCCUGCGACAACGCCAUGCUGUGGGGGCGAAAGCCUGCCACGGUUAACGUUAACGGACCUCACACACAUCGGACUGGCAUGUCGAGGGCGGAGCCUGUGAACGUGCACAUGUCCGGCAAACACAUUCCACAAGACUCCGCCCUCCCGAUGGGCGCUGACAACUUCCUGUCGCCGCUAGCCGCGGAGCAAUGCCGCGGUCUUCCCGUAACGGGGGCCGAUUGCAUGAACCGACUGAAGUGUCCGCCGUCUGUGCCGCCCGGAGAGGUGGAUCGAGGCGGGACGUUUGGAGGGAUGCCCCCAUUGGGGGGUCUGUCGCUCCCGCCGGGGGUCAUCGUCAUGACGACGCUACACUCUGGUGCAGGGUCGUCGGGGGUCACGAUGUCAGACAGCGCGUUUCAGAUCGCCAACGUGGCGGCGGACUGCCAGCACAGCGGCUCGUCCUGCUCCGGUUCGCCCGCCGCCCUUAACGGAAACGCCAACGGCAGUUGCAGCAGCGCUAGCAGCAACGGUAGCGGAGCGGCUAAGCGUAAACGUAAACGCUGCGGCGUCUGCGCCCCCUGCAGGAGGCUCAUUAACUGCGGCGUGUGCAGCUCCUGUCGAAACCGAAAGACGGGUCAUCAAAUCUGCAAGUUCAGAAAGUGUGAAGAACUCAAGAAGAAACCGGGCAGCACGAUGGAGAGAGCACCGUCAGUAGGAGCCGCCGACACUUUCCGCUGGUUCUUCUGAAGAACCCACCAUCGAUCCACGUCAUACAACCGGACUCAAACACUAGAAGAACUGCAGGUCAUACACCUACAAUCUACCCUUCCCCUCAGGACUCACUGUGGCCCGUUUAGCACUGGGGGCGUCAGGUGCACAUGCCCCGCCGGAGAGACGUCGAGGGCAAGUCUCUGGGUCUCAGACUGACCUCACCUCAACCAAACACCAACGGACGUAGAGAAACAGGGACUUGAAUUCAGUCGUAUCAGGACCCCAUCCGAGCCUAAAGGAACAGUUCACCUGAAAUCGAAUAUAUGGUCGUCAUUUACUCACCCUCAUGUCGUUCUGAUCACUUGCUUGCUUCUACGAAAGGCAAAAGGAGGUUAUUUGAAGAGCAUGCAUUGAAGCGAGCUCUGUCAAACUCUAAAAUGACAAAACAAACAGCAUAAAAGCAUAGUAAAAGAAGUCCAUAAGAUUAAUGCACUACAUUAUAGGUUCUCUGAAGUCAGUUUUGUGUUGGGAAAAGACACACGUUUAGUCACAAACAACCAUUUGACUUCCCCUUUGAUUUGAUCAACCAGGAUAUUCUUCAAGAAUUCACCUUUUUUCCACAGAAGAACGUAAGUCAUACAGGUUUAGGUUUAUACAAGCAGUCCAUACGGUUAAUACACUAUAUUAUAGGUUAUCUGAAUUUUGCACAUUUU